Eimeria maxima is the source of this 1833-nucleotide messenger RNA. RefSeq lists its product as hypothetical. The record is from RefSeq and is a predicted model, not a curated record. NCBI's taxonomy places the organism in Eukaryota, Apicomplexa, Conoidasida, Eucoccidiorida, Eimeriidae. The transcript has 8 exons. Bases 1 to 1833 code for a protein of 610 amino acids.
AUGGUGGGUACCUCACAGCGCCAUAUUCGCCCGGUGUUUUCAGCAGUAAUUUUCGCAACGUUAGUGUGCUUAGUGGCUGAAGGCUUUAGCGAAAUAGGAGCGAAAGGCAAGCCUGUACUGCACAUCUGGAGGAAGGAUUCCGGGGAUAUUUCGCUGCAUGCAUCCUUUGCAGGCAGGGAAACAACAGAAAACCCACUCAAGCGUACAUAUUUCCAUCCUCUAGGGAAGCAGCCACUACCUGAGGGCUCUAAGGCGUUGUUGUUUCCUGUUGCUACUUGGGACGAGCAUUAUUACAAGCCCUCUUCUAGAGGGAAUACGGAGUCGGAGAGCAUCAAUGCGGACCCUGAGGCUUUUGGCGCAAGUCUCAGCCCUGAAACGGCACAGGCAUUCUCCCUUCCAUUUGCUCAAGAUCUUCAAAAGGAGGCGAUUAAACGGAAGGAUACCGCUUUGUACCCAGAGGUGGCCGCCGUGCUGACCCCAGCCCGUUAUUCAGCUGCCCUGCAGUGGAGCAUCAGCAAGCAGCUUCGUUCCAACCCGUGGAAGCCCUUUUUCUUCGUUGUCCUUGCUGAGUAUGCGCCGGUGAAAAACCAAAAUUCCAGUCAGUUCUUAGGAGAGAGAGAUUUUGCUCUCGUUCCUGCAACUCAAGAAUCUCUCACAGACGAAAACGGGGAACCUUUGUCAUAUCCAUUUUCUUUGCCCACUCCACUGCAACUCCUACAGAGUGCAUUUGGAGAUGAGUACGCUGUCAAAGUGCUCGCUAAUGGCCAGCUUUCUUCGGCCACCCAGUCAUUGAGCGGUUCCGCGAGUGGCCAAGCAGGCAGAGAUGCAACGGCUGCUGGAUCGCCAGGCCCCCCACCUCCAUCUGAGCCUUACCAAAUGCGGGAGGCUAGUAGCGCUUUCUUGCGCUGGAUACCGUUUGGCUUGACACGCAAACCCUCCGCAUCCGAAGUUGUGGGUGAGUUGCCUGUACGAUCUCCAGGUGGAGAAGCUUCUUUACUGGAAUCCCCAGAAAAUGAAGAGGCUUUUAUUGAAGCCCUCUCCAAAAGCUUACCUCGUCGCUGGCUAAAAGCUCCAGAUGGGCGGCGUCUGGUUAUCGUAUUGAACGACCAGAUCACGGAAUGUCGGGGCUUGUUGCAUCUCGCCGUGAACUCGUCGGCUGGCGGCACUCCAGUAUUUGUGGAAAAUUCCGGAGGCCUUGACCCACGAAAGCUGCUAAUGCGCCUGAAAGACGAACGUAUUCGUGGGAAAAAAAUCGCAUUUUUACUGUUUGCCCUGGGUGGGUCGGAGACAAUGCCGAUGAACACUGCAUUUUUAGACCGAACAGUGCUACGAGUGCCCAAACUUCAUGACAUCAAAUCAUUUCUGGAGCAGAAGGAAAAAGAAGCAGCUGAAGACUUGGCAUCCGAUAAGGAGGAACUGGAGGAGAUGAAGCAUCAUAUGGAAAGGCGCAGAGCGCACCUUUUGGAGCUCGAAGGCAAAAGAAAAGCUGCUAAAUUGAACGAAACAAACAUAAACUUCCCGCAGGUGAGGCCGAUUCUGUUUGCCGUUUCCAAUAGAUAUGCUUAUCCAGUGCGCAUGAUAACUUCGCUAACGUCGCAAAAAUUUUGGUGCGUCUUUCAGAAGGAUUCCGGAAAAAGCGGUCAAAUCGAGGCGUAUAAAUUAAGAAAAAUAGGUCAACCCCCAGUGUUUGUUCUGAACCAGUUUGACGAAUACCUGCUCCGCUUCAACUACACGGAAGUUAGCGAUCUGACUAGCUAUGCUGAGACCCUUGCGUUGGAGCUAAAGAAUGAGCCUCUCGAGAUUUCAAUAGCGUGCGUUUCCCCUUUUUGCUGA